Molecule: messenger RNA, 1661 nt
Organism: Tarenaya hassleriana
Lineage: Eukaryota; Viridiplantae; Streptophyta; Magnoliopsida; Brassicales; Cleomaceae
Product: ethylene-responsive transcription factor RAP2-12
Exons: 3
Coding region: 88-1224 (378 amino acids)
Biological process (GO): ethylene-activated signaling pathway; regulation of DNA-templated transcription
Molecular function (GO): DNA binding; DNA-binding transcription factor activity
Source: RefSeq, a predicted model, not a curated record
CCAUCAAGAAGAGAGAGAGAGAGAGAUUUUUCGUUUUCGCCGGUAAGAUUCCAUUUGUGAACAUUUACACCCUUUCCGUGAGCCGACAUGUGUGGAGGUGCAAUUAUCUCCGAUUUCAUACCGCCGCCGAAAUCGCACCGGGGUGCUAGCGACUAUGUCUGGUCGGAUCUGAAGAAGAACGCGAAGAGCUUGAAGAAGAACUCGAAGAAGCGGUCCGAUUUCUUCGAUCUCGAGAAUGAGUUCGAGGCUGAUUUUCAGGGUUUCAAAGAUGACUCGUCUAUCGAUUUCGAGGAUGAUUUCAAUGCCGAUCAUGUCUUUUCCGAUGUGAAGCCCUUUGUAUUCGCCGCUCCUCCGAAACCAGCCGUCCGCUCCGCCGCCGACUCCGACGGUUCUGCCCCAUCCAAGAAAGGUCCGGAGUUCAAUGGGCAAACCGAGAAAUCCGUUAAGAGGAAGAGAAAGAACCAGUAUCGGGGCAUCAGGCAACGACCUUGGGGCAAAUGGGCAGCUGAGAUCCGUGACCCCAGAAAAGGUGUUCGAGUCUGGCUCGGGACUUUCAACACUGCCGAAGAAGCUGCUAGAGCUUAUGAUGCCGAGGCACGAAGAAUCCGUGGCAAGAAAGCUAAGGUGAAUUUCCCUGAAGAAACCCCUCGUCUCAGCCAGAAAUGCCUCGCUAAGGCCAAUCCUCAGAAGCCAGUGGCGAAACCACCAAACCCAACUUUGGUUCAGCCGUAUAUGGAUCAGAUCUCGAACUCUGACAAUCCGGGACAAGAUUGCUUCGAUAAUACGGGGCUGGUGGAUGAGAAACCACAUGUGAACAAUCAGUUUGGGCUGACAAACUUGUUCGAUGCUGAAGAUAUUGCAUACCCGUAUUUCAGUUCAGACCAGGGCAGUAACUCGUUUGACUGUUCCGAAUUCGGGUGGAGUGAUCAAGGACCCAAGACCCCUGAGAUAUCUUCCAUGCUUGUCAAUGAUUCAACUCCAUUCAUGGAGGACACUAAUCCAUCCAAGAAGCUUAAGCCCACUGCUUCAAGCACCGAUAAGUCACUCUCUGAUGAGCUGAUGGAGGUGAAAUACUUCCCAACAUCUUUUCUGGACAACACCACGUGGGACUCUUCACUGGAAGCUUUCUUCAGCGGAGACGCUGCUACAACUCAGGACGGGUCAAACCCCAUGGACCUCUGGACCCUCGACGAAAUCCCUUCCGUGCUUGAAGGGGUCUUCUGAACAGAUCAACCUCUCGUUUACUGUAAAUAAGGCUGCAUGGAUCUGCUGUUUGGGGAAUGGUACAAAACAGCUGACCCUUUGCAUUGCAUAAGCCAGGAGCCGCCAUGGGAGUGAUCUCUCACUCUCUAACAUGGGAAGCUGCUCUUUAUAUCUCUGAUAUAAGGGUUGAUGAAUCAAAUAGAGGUACACUACACCUCUAGGCUGUCUUCCUUAAAGUUCUACCGAUCUUCAUUUGAGGUUUGGAGACUGGUUUUAGUGUACUCAAUAAUGUUGUUUUGAUAGAAAACUUAAAUAGAAUUAUCAUCAAUGAUGAACUUUCAUAUGAUCUUAUUCGGAAUUGUCUAUUGCUUUCUGCUUAGCGAAUGGUCAAAAGGGUUUGCGAAUGGAAUAUAUUCGAAACAUUUGAGUGUCUGAAUCGAACAUCUCACUUUUUCUUC